CCUGCAGGAUCCUGUUCUCUUUAGAGGUCUACGCUACCAUCUGGCUGCUUGCCAGGCCCCAUGGCUACAGGAGGUCAUGCCCCUGACAUAGAUGUGUUGAUCAACCUACAGCAGGUAAGGGUGGAAGAGGAAGACGAGGAUGGAUGUGUGGAGGAACAGGAGGAAGAAGAGGAGGAAGAGAGCUGGGAGAAAGCCCUGUCUGUGGAGCGCUUCGCCGACAUCAUCAGCGACUCCGCUUCAACCAGUGGAGACAGGAUGGGCCGACACUACACUGAGAAAGACUUUGAGUAUCACAGACACACGUUUCACCACAUGCACCACCCUUUGUCCACCCACCUGCCUGCGCCCCAGCGUUUACGGAAGAGGGUGCACAGCAUGGAGAAGAGGCGCAAAAAGAAGCGGAGGAAAAAAAAGACCUCACUGCCGCCCUCUGAUGUUACACCCACCAUACACGAGGUAGACGAGGAAGAGGCGGAGUCUGAGACCGAAGGGCAAGGGGCGGCCGCCACUCCAACGGAGCCGCCUGAAAUCCAGCCACAGUUUAGUUUGGGGACCCAAGAGGACUUGGAGGAACCCCUUCACCACACUACCGUCCACACGGAAAACGAAGAACAACCUUUGUCGAGGAAAACCGCACUGACUCUGAUAAAGGGAGCGGCUCAUAACGGGGGCGUUGCUGUUACUGGACAGAAUGAUGAGCUGGAUGCAGAAGAAGCAGCAAGCAGCAGUGUUCCCUCAGAAUCAGAUCCCCCAAGUUCAUCCACACCCCACGGCUGGUUCCGGAGGAAGCCCGUCCACCAUCGUCUGCCGGGCGCCCAGCGAAGCAACUAUGACCUGCGGGAGCGGAUCUGCAUUGGCAGCAUGACCGCUCUGGAGACCGCCGUCUACCAGCAGGUGCCCACUGACGAGGCUGAGGCCCAGAUGUUGGUCAGCGCUGAUCUGGAUGACAUGAAAAGUCACAGAUUCGAGGAUAACCCCGGGGUGCGUCGGCACCUGGUGAAGAAGUCGUCCCGAUGUCACGUGAGCCGAACCAGCAACAGUUCUACGCCUCUAUCCAGCCUGAAGAAGAAGAAGAGGGCUGCAGAAAAGAAAACUCAUGAGUUGUUUGUGGAGCUAAAUGAGCUGAUUGUGGAGAAGGACCAUGAAAUGCGUUGGAAGGAGCGCGCUCGCUGGAUCAAGUUUGAGGAGGAUGUGGAUGAAGAGACGGACCGCUGGGGGAAACCUCAUGUGGCCUCACUGUCUUUCCGCAGCUUGCUGGAGCUUCGCCGCACCAUCACACAUGGUGCCAUCCUUUUGGACCUCGAACAGACCUCUCUGCCCGGCAUCGCCCACCUGGUGGUAGAGACAAUGAUCAUCUCCGAUCAGAUCAGAGCAGAGGACCGGCCCAGCGUUCUUCGGGCUCUGCUUCUCAAACAUAGCCAUCUAAGCGAUCAUAAACAUCGUUUUCACCGCCACCACUCAUCCGGCAGUCUUCAAGGCAGCUUCAAUCACAACCACGUCAACGACACCAAUCAGCCAUUGGUGGCUGAAGAACACGAUGAGCACCAGGAGCACAAAGGGCCGGUGUACGAUCCCAAACAAGACGUGUUUGUUAGCCUGUUUAAAUCUCUCCACCCUCUGCCAGAGGCUCAUCCAGCGACAGCCAGAUCUAUGAAACUCCUCGCCAAGAUUCCCAAAGACGCUGAGGCUGUCAUUGUUUUAGUUGGCUGUGUUGAAUUUCUGGAGCAGCCGGCCAUGGCCUUUGUCAGGCUGAAUGACGCAGUCCUUCUAGAGUCGGUCCUUGAGGUUCCCGUCCCUGUUCGAUUUCUUUUUGUCCUUCUUGGCCCCAGUCAGUCCAACGUGGACUAUCAUGAGAUUGGACGCUCCUUCUCCACUCUCAUGUCAGACAAGAACUUUCAUGAGGUGGCCUACUUUGCUGAUGACAGACAAGACCUCCUGAAUGGCAUCAAUGAAUUCCUGGACUACAGUAUCGUCAUUCCACCAUCAGACGUGGAGGGCAAAGACCUCUUGAAGACAGUGGCGGACUUCCAGAAGCAGAUGCUGCGCAAGAGAAAGGAAAGAGAACUAAAGAAGAACCAUUCCUUAACUGGAAUGGAGUUAGAAAACAAAGAAUUGAGUCCAGAGGAGGAAGAGGAGGGAGACCAGGAGGUGGACCCAUUACAGCGCUCAGGGAUCCCAUUCGGAGGUUUGAUCCACGACAUCCGCAGGCGUUACCCGCAGUAUGUCAGCGACUUAAAAGAUGCCCUGGACAUGCAGUGCAUUGCUGCCGUCAUCUUCAUCUAUUUUGCCGCACUGUCACCCACUAUUACCUUUGGAGGCCUGCUGGGAGAGAAAACAGAGGGCAUGAUGGGAGUGACUGAACUCAUUGUUUCCACUGCAACUAUUGGAGUUAUAUUCUCACUCUUUGCUGGACAACCCCUUCUCAUAACUGGCUUCUCUGGACCCUUACUGGUGUUUGAAGAAGCCUUCUAUAAGUUCUGCCAGGCCUACAACUUUGAGUACCUGACUGGUCGGGUGUGGAUUGGCUUCUGGCUCAUCAUCAUCGUCGUGCUAAUUGUGGCAGCGGAGGGUAGCUUCCUUGUUCGCUACAUCUCACCCUUUACCCAGGAGAUUUUUGCUUUCCUCAUCUCCCUCAUCUUCAUCUACGAGACUUUCUCUAAACUCAUCAAGGUUUUUAAGGAACAUCCACUGAUGGCAGUGUACCCCACUGACACCAGUGGGUUUCACAACAUAGAUGACCCCGUGCACAACCAGCCUAACACUGCUCUUCUGUCUCUGGUGCUCAUGAUGGGCACUUUCUUUGUUGCAUUCUUUCUCAGGAAGUUCAGAAACAGUCGGUUUUUAGGUGGCAAGGCCAGGAGGAUUAUCGGUGACUUUGGCAUCCCAAUCUCAAUCUUAGUUUCAGUGUUGGUGGAUUAUGCCAUUACUGACACUUAUACACAGAAACUCAACGUGCCGUCAGGUUUUUCAGUCACAUCUCCCGAGAAAAGAGGCUGGUUUAUCAGCCCCUUCGGUGACAAGCAUCCAUUUCCAACUUGGAUGAUGGGAGCGUCUGUUGUUCCUGCUCUUCUUGUCUUCAUUCUUAUUUUCAUGGAAACUCAAAUUACUUCACUGAUAGUCAGUAAGAAGGAGCGUCGACUGGUUAAAGGCUCAGGCUUCCACCUGGAUCUCCUGCUCAUUGUCAUCCUGGGUGCCCUCUGCCCUCUUUUUGGUUUGCCGUGGCUCACUGCAGCCACUGUGCGCUCUGUCACUCAUGUUAAUGCGCUUACAGUGAUGAGCAAGGCCACGGCUCCUGGAGAAAAGCCCAUGAUCCAGGAGGUGAAAGAGCAGAGGCUCACCGGACUUCUUGUGGCUGUGCUUGUAGGUAUGUCCAUAGUGAUGACAGAUAUUCUCCGCCUCAUCCCUCUGGCUGUCCUCUUUGGCAUCUUCCUGUACAUGGGGGUCACCUCUCUGACGGGCAUCCAGCUGUAUGAACGUAUAACUCUUAUGGUCACGCCUGCCAAGCACCACCCUGACCACAUCUACGUCACCAAGGUGAAGACAUGGCGCAUGAACAUGUUCACCAUCAUCCAGCUGGGGUGCAUCGUGGCUCUGUGGGUCGUGAAGUCUACCGCGGCCUCCCUGGCGUUCCCCUUCGUCCUCAUCAUGACGGUGCCGCUGCGACGCCUCAUCCUCUCCAGGAUCUUCGAGGAACGUGAGCUCCAGGCGCUGGAUUGUGAUGAAGAUUCGCCCAACUUCGCUGAAGAUGGACGAGAUGAGUACAAUGAGAUCCACAUGCUUGUAUAAACUUAAACUGGACCCGGCCAAUAGGACCACCUCCACCCUUCAGGUCUGACCAAUCAGAGGAAGCAAAUCUCCCUGGAAACCUCAUUGUCUCUGGGUAUCAGGAGGAGCUUGUGUAAUGGUGUUUGUAAAAUAUGCAGAAUCUAUAGCUGGAUAUGCACUUUUUACCUUUGAUUAAUCCUUUUUUUUGUUUGUUUUGUUUAAAAAAAAAAAAAAAAAGCACACCUUUGUGGUGGUGUUGAUGUCUUAACCUCCCUGAAGAUAUUCUGGCAGAAAAUAGCUCUGAAUGCAUACCUGAAGUGGACAACACAAAUCUAGCAACAUGUAUAACUUACAUGGACUCUUUUUACUGAUGUUUCCCUUUAAUUAGUUUGCAGGUUCUGGGCAUAAGUGCAAUGAUAAUGGGGACCUUUAAGAAUGCAUCACGCUCAUUUUGGCACUGAACCGUGAGGAAGGAUAAAUUUGCUUUAGCUGGUGGAGGAUUUCAGUCAAAAUUAAUAAUUUUUCAGAUGAACUUUCUCUCAGUGUAAAGCCUUCAGUGGGUUUUACUGCCUCUGUUGGAAAGCCACCUUUUUCCUUUGUACCCCUGCCUUUGUCUAUAUGUCGCAGUGGUGUGCAAACAAGGAGUUAAGUCAGUCCUUUUUCUUUCUGUACAGACUUGUAGAAAUGAGCCACUUUGACUGGGCAAAAGUUCAUGUUUGUCUCUGCCAGCCCAGCUCCCUGGCACAAAUCCUCAUCUUUAAAUGUAGUUGCCUCUUGAAGCCAAAACCCCCUAGAGACUGUGCCUCUUCAUGGGCUGCCACUGUACUUUUUUAAGGUGUUUAAUGCCCUACAUACCAGUCCACUGAUCCCAUUAUUAUGACCUUGGAUGUAUAAGUAAAUAGCUAACAUGGUCUAAACCUAUUUUUCUACUUUGUUGUAUCUAUUUUAUUUUGUGAGCUUUUGGACUUAACACCAUACCAUAUUCUUAGUGGUAUUUAGACUUCAGAUAGCUUAAGCUACUGUUAGAGCUAGUGUAAAAAAUAAAGAUCAUUGUGUAGAGUGACACAUUAAAAACAGAAAAAUGUGUCUUUAUCUAAAGUAUCCGUCAGUUGUUUCAUCUUCUUUGUGAGAUUUGGUGUAUUUUUUUAGAGAUCUCAUGAGUAACACAUUUGACUGGAAAAUAAAAACUAAACAAACACAGAAGUACUGAAAA
Molecule: messenger RNA, 4978 nt
Organism: Archocentrus centrarchus (flier cichlid)
Lineage: Eukaryota; Metazoa; Chordata; Actinopteri; Cichliformes; Cichlidae
Gene: slc4a3
Product: solute carrier family 4 member 3
Exons: 22
Coding region: 61-3786 (1241 amino acids)
Biological process (GO): monoatomic anion transport; bicarbonate transport; regulation of intracellular pH
Cellular component (GO): plasma membrane
Molecular function (GO): solute:inorganic anion antiporter activity; monoatomic anion transmembrane transporter activity
Source: RefSeq, a predicted model, not a curated record